Funneliformis geosporum is the source of this 550-nucleotide messenger RNA. The record is from the annotation of a GenBank genome assembly. NCBI's taxonomy places the organism in Eukaryota, Fungi, Glomeromycota, Glomeromycetes, Glomerales, Glomeraceae.
CUUGGCUAAACAAGCCUUGAACUUUGUUCCAAAGUUUGCUCGAGGCUAUGCCGCCCCAGCUUCUAAAAGUGUCAAGAUUCCUUUGACUCUUUAUGGUAUUGAAGGUCGUUAUUCUACGGCAUUAUUUUCUGCUGCCUUUAAGCAACAUAAUCUUGAAAAGGUUGAAACUGAACUUAAGAAAGUUAAAACAGUAAUUGAAAAAGAUCUAAAUAUUCGUAGUUUUCUUGAAGAUCCUUCAUUAAGUCGUCAAAAAAAGAAAGAUGGUGUAAAACAAUUAUUAAAAGAUGGAAAUUAUUCAGACACUACAAAGAAUUUUUUCAAAGUUUUAGCUGAAAAUGGUCGACUUACUCAAACUUUAAAAAUUAUUGAUGCGUAUGAAUCAUUAAUGACAGCUAAUCGUAACGAAAUUCCUGUUACGAUAAUCUCUGCUAAGGUUAACCCAUCAAUCCUUGGCGGUUUGGUGAUUGAAUUCGGAAGUGAUAAGACUAUUGAUUUGUCGGUCUCUUCUAAGAUUGCUAAACUUAAUAAAUUAUUAACAGAUGUUAUUUAA